Heterobilharzia americana is the source of this 5082-nucleotide messenger RNA. The record is from the annotation of a GenBank genome assembly. NCBI's taxonomy places the organism in Eukaryota, Metazoa, Platyhelminthes, Trematoda, Strigeidida, Schistosomatidae.
AUGACUCCUUUUUGCGGUAUCACGUCGUUAAGCGCUCCAAGUUACAGACUUGAUUCAUCUAAUCUUGUUCUAACAUCCAUCAAAGGCGCAAUGCGUUAUCCAAACUUUCUUACAAGCUCACAAUUACCUCUCUUAUGCAAUGUUUUGGGUCAACUUCGUAGUUUUGAAUUAACAACUGGUAUGCUUGAUCCAGCGAGUGGGAAAGUUAAAACCCGGUCUGUGGGCCUAGAACUUGCGUUGGUGGAAUUAAUCGUCCAGGUUAUGGAACUUUUGGAAAGCACGAACAAUGAGCCAUGGAAUCGUACGAUGUUCGAACAUUUAAUUAGUGUCAUGAUUACCUUCAUGCUCAAUAGUACUGUUAGAUUCAACGAAAUUAUUGUCAAGCUAAACACGAAAUUGGAAGGUCGUACAUGGACAAAAUCGAGUCACUACGUCAUGUGGUUCGUACUAAAUGCUACUUCAGGAUUUAUUGGGAAAAAUAUGUUGACAGAUUUUGUCCCCUGUCUCCGACUCUUUGAUAUUUUGUUCCCCGAGGCUGAAGAUCCUGAUCGUGCUAUUGAUCUCCCCAUACCGUUUUGUAGUAGAAAAGAUUCUGCUAGUCAUUCUACCGAUGCUGAAGGCAUUUCUUCACGAAAGGAUUGCCAUAUGCCUAAAAACUCAACGGUUAGAGAUGAAUGCAGUGAAACACACACCUCUGAAUUGUCUGUACCGGAAACAAUGGAUUUGGAAAGUUCAGAAGGGCCAAUCCGUGAAUAUAUUACCCCUAAGGAUGAUGAGAGUGAAAUUCAAGAGGAGAGUUCCACUUCUGCUGAAGAUUCAGAUAACGAGUGUAGCCAGAAUGAAGCUGAGAGUUUGCUGCCACCUCAUCUUCGCUGCUCUACAGCUUGUUACAAACGUCAAGGACGACUCUUGCACUUGGCUACUGCACCUGUAUGCCUCUGGCAACAUGUUUUGCGGAAAAGUCGGUUGGGUCAGGAUCACUUGCCACGUGUUAUGCCACCAGCUCUUCGACCGAUUGAGGCUCGUAUAUCCCGUCGUAUGCAAGCAUUAUUGCAGUCUGUCAGCUCAAAUCAAGUUUCUAGUGCUUCUAUCCAUUUAGUUUCAAAGUUGACUUGGAACCAGCUUUUCGUUGUACUCAAUGCUUUCAGUACAGAUAAUGAAGUCAGUCACCUGAUACAAAGACUAGUGGAUUUAUUUUGGACAAACGAAUCUGCAAAUGAUACACAGAAACCAGAACAUGGCUGUCUAUGGUCAAGAUUGAUAAAGAAUGGAAAUGUUGAUUUGCCAUAUAAUUUAUCAGCUUAUGGGCGUUUAAAACCUCUAUCUCAUCAUCUGAUGCGUACAAUGUCUGUCCAUUUGCGAAUGCUUGUGUUACACUUUUUCCUUCAAAAAUUUGCAGUCCUUCCAAAUUCCAGUAUGUCGUCUACACCAGCAGUCAUUGAAACCUUUUGUCGCAUUCUGACUUGCCGUGAAGUGGAAUCAAACAGUGUGAACAGGAUUUUAUGUUUACUAGCCAAACUCAAACCAGUAUGGUCUUGGAGUGGUGCGAGUGUUGAUUCCAAAAACUCAUUUACAUCUGGCACCACAAAUGAAAAGGUGUCCAACUACUCUGUUUGUUCACUUGUUUAUACGCUAAUUGAUACACUGGGCUUCCGUUUAUCAGAUAUCCUAACACCGGAGGUUCGAAUUCAUGCUCUGAUAUCACUAGUCAACUUGUCGAAAUUGUGGACCAACUGCAGUACCUCUGUUCUUGAUAAUAAAGAGCCGAAAAAUGUUCGUGAUGGAGCUAGUGGUGAAGUUCCCCUUGAAUUGCAAUAUCUCCUCGAUUGGUCUAUUUUAAAGUUUGCACGUAGUAUACAAGCACCGGAUUGUGUGAUUUAUGGUUUUUGCUCAGCACUUACGUCUCCAACACUUUCACAACCACAACCGGGAACUAACAGCUUACAUUCCAGCAAUAGUUCUGUUUGCAUAACGCAACAACAAACAUUAAAUGUAAUAUCACAACCCGGGACAGGUAUGUCAAUCAAUACAAUUGGUGGUGGUUCUGUUUCACUAAACAGACAAUUCAUGCCCAUCAACCCAACUGUAGCAGCUUCAAUCUCUUCUGCCAGCAUUACCAACCUAUCGAAUGACGGUAUGCUAUCUUCAAACACGGGUGUUAAUUCGCUUGCUAAUGGGUCAGGAAACACUGGUUUACCAAAUGCAAUACCUGGAUAUCCAUUUUUAAUGUAUGACAAUGUUGAAGUCGAUCGUUUUGUACUUUACACCUUAUUACAAAUGUAUCAUACGUUUGAUUUGGAAGAAGUUAGUGGAAUUCGACCGAAUUUGGUUGAACAAAUCCGUUCAAUGUAUGAACAGUGUGGUGCAAACAGCCUAGUUGAUUUGCCUCAGAUAAUUACAAGUCGCUUGCCUGAUUUUCUAAUUCUUGUUAUCCGUCAACUAACCAAUCCAACUGGUGGAGAAUUCAACAGUAGCACCUAUUCAUCAUCUGAUUCCACCAAUGUAGAAUCUAUGGAAUCAGGUUUACCAUUUACAGAUAAGUCGGCUAGUCUAUUUAAACUUUGCUCAAUGAUGCAAGAAGAGUAUACUUGCUUUUGCAAUAAUAACAUGGAUUGGAAUAACUCAGUUAUUCGGGGUAACGCAUUCUUAUGUUUGCUGUUUCGGUAUUUCAUGGAACACCAGAAUGUGCCAAGCAAAGCUGUCAGUCUCAUCAAUCUUAUAUCUGCCAGAUUUUUCAGUCGGCAACUUCGUUUGCUGUGCGAUUAUGUGGUGGCUUGCUUGACAUUCCCGACGCAGGUCACUUUUACCAGUGAAAAGUGUCUUUCUGCAUUAUCUGAUUUUUGUAUAUGCUGGCAUAUUAUUCCUUUCGAUCGUCUCCUUCUAUUUCUGCUGAUGCACACGAGGUAUCAACAUGCACAACUUGAUUCUGUGAAUCGAAUUAUCGUUUACAUGUUUACACAAUCUGAGCAACUGAUAACUGGGAUAAACUAUCUGAGUACAAAAUAUGAACCAUCCUUCUCUGAAGACACAACUGCGAAGCGGAAAUCACUACAUCCCGACCCACUGUCUAGCGAUAUUGUGCCUUCCAGUAAUGAUAAUGAUGAUUCAGUCGAGGAAGUGGAUAGACCACCUCAUUUACCUGUAUUCUAUGGUCAUUUAUUAUUGCGUUUAUUACCAUUGUUAGAAGUUAUUUUGACACAGUUUCUUGUGUGCCAAUUACCACUCGUUUUACUUAUACCAUUCUGUCGAGUUGUCGCUCCUCUGUUUCGUUAUCACAGACGUCCGAUCAAUAUCUGCUAUACAAUACUGCGAGAUCACUCAGAGUUUAUUAGGAAAACUAUAUUUUGUAAGCUGCCGAAUCAAGUGUAUCCAUCGUAUCACUUACAGUCGUAUGGGGAUUAUGCUGGUGCUUCAGCCUUCUCAUUUUCACGUGAUUCGGAUGUUGACAAGACACCUUAUAUUAUAGAUCGUUUAUUGUGUCAAGUGAUUGUCCAUUGCAUAAUUGGUAAACAUCAGCAGUUAGCAGUGAAAUCAACUUCGAUUCAUGCUUCAAAACGAUCAGAUCAGAAUGACAUUACUGCAAAUGGUUUAUUUACACAUCAAGGAUGGCAUAAUCUUGAGUCAUGUAUAAAGCGAUCUGAGUUACUCUAUGAUUCAAUUUGCAAGAAAGCAGAUGCUACCAAUGAUGAUAACGAUAUUGUUGCCACUGAUACUACUGAUAAAUCUAUUAUCAAUGUUAUGCUUCAUUCAGAUUCUUAUGAGCUAAAGUUGAGAACAAUGUUUGUCAAUUGGUAUAAUUCUAAUCUACCUGAUACCAGUUAUUCAGACUUCCUGUUCGAAUUAAUUGAUCCAAUAUGUAAAAGUAAUCAAAAACACGGAAUAUUUGGUCAUUCGGCCGCUUGGAGAACAUGGAACUAUGAAGAAAGUGUUUGUAUUCAAACUGCAGGGUUGUAUGCUGCCUCAGUUGAAAUAAUGUGCAAGUACAUCUCACCGGAUGAAUUGACUUUAGCUGUAUCGGAGCUUCUGUCUGAUCGAGUAAAAUAUCCAAAUUUCAAUCAGCUGUUGAAUAUUAUUGGCGCUUUGGCAGUUAUUUUACCUAACGUUUAUCGCCUCUCCCUACUCAAAUUUUGUGUGACCUUAUUUAUUGAUCCGAUUCUUUGUGACGCUACAUCAGAGUCUGAUUUGAUGGAUGUGGACAAGAUGUUAACUGAUACUUCUGAUCCGAAGUCUUUUGAUAACUGCUAUGACAGUAAGCAAUGGUGUCGUUCCUCUAGAGCUCUACGUCACAGAAGAUUGCUUAAUACCAGUUUGACUUCGAUAGAAAAUGUUAUCCCACCAACAUCUGGUAUCACAUUGUCUAAACCUCAGACCGUUACGCUACUGAAACCACCAAAAGUAGCUGUGGAUUUCUUUGAAGUAUGUCUUCCACUAGACCAGAAAACGAAUUCUGGUUCAGUCAAUGGAAAUAACACUGAUAAUGCUGAGGUACCAUAUAGAAAUAUGGAAACAAAUCCAGUUACAACAGGGAAUGUUGACGAUACUGGUUCACCUUCAAAUGUUAAAGAUUAUUUAGUUAAAGCUAAUCUAUGGCAUUCAAUUUGGGCACAUGCUAACACAACUCAUUUAGCCUUAUUACCUAGCAUUUUUUCUGAUCUGAUUUUACCUGAACUGCACAAUGAAGCUCAGCUACUCAUGGCGUUCUAUAUGGUUGCACCGUUAAUGGGGUCUUUGCAUGCAGAGCGUCCAGCAAAAUUAGUUGAUUUAACGGCUGAACUGUACAGAGGUGUGUGGAAGGUGGAUAGCACUUUAGCUAGGUCAACCAGCCAAAAGUUGGAUGACUCUGACUUUUCUUCCGAUAUCAACGAAACGAAACAGUCCAAUGAACAUUUGCCACCAGAAACUGGUAUACCAUUAGUUCAUGUUGAUACAAUAGCCGAUCUAUUAUAUCAUAUAAAAUAUAUGUAUGUUGGCAACGGUGUACUUGAUCAAGUCCGUCCUCUACUACCACUACUGCGUCCAAGUUUGCGUAAAACGUUUGAAAUUUAUCUUACCUCAAGACUCAGUGACACAGCAACUGCAUAA